AUGUCGAGUAAUAUCCUCGGAAGUUUAACCGCGUUUGACCACAAUUCCCAGGAAUGGGAGAUUUUUAAAAGCAGAUUAGUACAAUAUAUUAAGUUAAAUGGGGUGACGGAGGCAAAUAAGUGUGCCUUGCUUUUAACUCACUUAAGUGACGAGACAUUCCGACUGGUGAGGAACUUAGUGCAUCCGAAGAAGGUCGAGGAUUCUAAGUUCGAGGAGCUAGUAGCAGUGUUAGAUAAACAAUUAGCGCCAAAACGUUGUAUUUUCGUCGAACGGGCGAAAUUUUAUGAGGCGACGCGUGACGUUGCAGAAAACAUCGAACAAUGGGCGGCUCGAGUAAGUGGACUUGCAGUACGAUGCGAGUUUGGAGCCUCCUUGGAUGAGCUGCUUAGGGACAGAUUCGUGCUGGGGCUGAGCGUAGGCCCAGAGCGCGACCGGCUGUUCGAGCAGGAUGCCACGUUGACGUUCGCGAAGGCCGUGGAAGUGGCCCAGAAGGCUGCGUAUGCCAGGAGCGCACGUACUACGUCUGUUCCAGCUGCCGUCGUGCAAGUCAAGCAGGAGCCGAUGUACCGGGUUGGUACAAGUCGCCCUGGUACCGGGGGGUCCUCGGACUCUCGACGCUGCUCCGUGUGCGGCCUUAAGAGCCACGACGCCAGUAAAUGUAAAUACAAGAACUACCGCUGCCAGGGGUGUGGACAAAAAGGGCAUCUAAAAAAGGUGUGCAGCGCUGAGAAGGCAAAACAGUGUCGUGUUAACUGCAUUCAAGCUGACCUCGACGGAUCAGCUGAGGUCUCUCAGAGUGCUGAAGGUUGCAAGGAGUGCGAGCUAUUUAAUUUAAGGUACGUUAACUAUUCACCAAUAUUAUUGGAUGUGGACCUUAACGAUAAAACCUUAACAAUGGAACUUGAUUGCGGUUCAGGCGCGAGUGUGAUAAGUGAUAAAUUAUAUUAUAAAACCCUUUCGGACUCUAAAUUAAAGAAAUGCGAUUUAAAAAUGUGUUUCUACAAUGGUCAUCAAGUCGCGCCACUGGGCUAUUUCACUACAAAAAUAACAUAUUUUAAACAAACGCACGACAUAGAUAUUUAUGUAAUGGAGGAUGGUAGUCGUUUAGGUCUAUUGGGCCGUGAUUUUAUGACCAAAUUUAACAUGUACUUUGCAAUUGAUAAACAAAGAAUUAAUUUUGUUAGUUCGGAAUCGUUUCAAAGUGAGCUACCGCGGUUGCUAAGCGAAUAUUCGAGCCUUUUCAAUGAAGACUUAGGAAAAUUUAACAAAUUUCAAGUAGAAUUGAGAUUAAAAGAUAAUGCUACGCCUAAAUUCUUUAAACCUCGUACGGUCCCUUUUGCUAUUAAAAAUAGGGUAGAGGAAGAAAUUGAUAGGCUUGUUGGUUUAGGUAUAUUGGUACCCGUAAAUUUUUCUAAAUAUGCGACACCUAUAGUGCCGGUUUUAAAGGAAAACGGUAAAAUAAAGAUAGCGGGUGAUUUUUCCGUAACGCUCAAUAAAGAUAUGAUAAUAGAUAGGUAUCCUAUGCCCCGUAUCGAAGAGGUGUUUGCGCGGCUCGGUGGCGGUAACCGUUAUACGAAACUCGACCUUAGUAACGCAUAUAAUCAAUUCGUUCUAUCAGACGACUCACAAGAGCUCACUACUAUAAAUACAUCAAAAGGGUUAUACAAGUAUACGAGGCUCGUGUAUGGACUAGCUAACGCGCCGGCUAUUUUCCAACGCACAAUGGAGACACUCCUAGUAGGUAUAGAAGGAGUCAGCUGUUGGCUCGAUGACGUAUGCGUAACCGGACCUACUGAUGAGUUACAUUUAUCGCGAUUACGAGAGGUUUUAAAAAGGUUUCAUGACUCGGGGUUACGAUUGCAAAAGAGUAAAUGUGACUUUUUUAAAAAUAGUGUAACAUACCUCGGUUUUGUAAUAGAUAAAAAUGGUCUACGUGCAUGCCCUAAGAAAACCGAGGCUAUUUUAAACGCGCCUAAACCGGCUAAUAUCUUAGACGUUCAGCGUUUUUUGGGCAUGGUGAAUUAUUACCGCGGUUUCGUACCUAAUGCGUCAGGCAUGCUGAGCCCCCUCCACGAAUUAUUGCGCAAUGGGGCAAAAUGGCAGUGGGGUUCCCGACAGCAAGAGGCUUUUGAAAGCGUAAAAAAAGAACUGUGUUCAGAUCGGGUAUUGGGUCAUUUUGACCCCGCGGCACAGCUAGUGUUAUCGGUAGAUGCUGGGCCUGGUCUUGGCGCUGUGCUGAGUCAACGUGACCCCCAAACGGGAGCGGAACGUCCACUUGCUUUUGCCUCGCGAUCGUUAACCGCUAGUGAGCGAAAUUACAGCCAAAUUCAGAAGGAGGCUACUGCCUUAAUAUUUGGAGUAAAACGUUUUCACCAGUAUUUAUAUGGUAGACAGGAGCCAUUUAUUUUAAAAACGGACCAUCGUCCCUUAUUAUCCAUAUUUGGUAAAAAGGUGGGGAUAUCCGUAAUGGCGGCGUCUCGACUUCAGCGUUACGCGAUUAUACUGUCGGCCUAUAAUUAUGACGUCCAGUACAUAAGUGGUUCGAAAAAUAUAGUAGCGGAUUAUUUUUCUCGCGCGCCGCUGCCGGAAUGUGAUGAUGAAGAGGAAGAGGGAGAUAUAUCUUUUCUAAAAUUUUUAGAUGCAAAUGUGGCACCAGUAACAUUUGAUGAUUUAAGGAAAGCUACCGAAGCUGAUCUAGUGUUGCAAACGGUAAUUAAGUAUAUGAGCCACGGAUGGCCACGAAAAAUCACUUGCAGUUCAGUUACGCCCUUCUUCAACUGCAAAGCUGACCUGGAAGUAGAUGACGGUUGCUUGUUUCGGGGUCAUCGUAUAGUUAUUCCGACGUCGUAUCGUAAUCAGAUAUUACAAGACUUGCAUUCCGGUCACUUAGGCAUAGUAAAAACAAAGAGUAUCGCGCGUAGUAAAUUGUGGUGGCCUAAAAUCGAUUCCGAUAUCGAACAAUGGAUAGGAUCAUGUGCAACUUGUGUGGCAGCGCGACCCUCCCCGCCGCGCGCCGCGCCCGCGCCUUGGCCUCGCCCGUCGGCCGCUUGGCAUAGGAUACAUAUCGACUACAUGUCAUUUGAGCAGCGGGUAUACUUAAUAGUUAUAGAUGCGUAUAGCAAAUGGCUCGAAUGUUUGUUUAUGAAAGGCGGUACGUCUACACGAUCUCUAAUAAUCGAGUUGAAAGAAUUAUUUUCAAGAUUUGGUGUGCCACAUGUUAUUGUAUCAGAUAACGAUGUUAAAAUUAAGUCGACAGAAUUUGAGCAUUUUUGUGCUAUGAAUGGCAUUAGAUAUGUAACAUCGCCUAUUUACCAUCCAGCAAGCAAUGGGCAAGCGGAAAAUUCUGUAAGAAUAUGUAAAAAGAUGUUAAAAUGUAUAUUAUCUACCGCCAAUUCACAAACAGAUGUACAUAAUAAGUUAUUGGGAUAUUUAUUUGAAUAUCGAAAUACAUCGCAUUGUUCUACUGGCUUAUCGCCCGCGCGAAUCAUGUUUGGCCGUAACUUGAGGUCGCGUUUGGAUCUGGUUUUACCUCAACGUAAAAAUGAUUUUGGUUUCAAAGACCACAAUGAAAAGCAGCAUUGUAGACAUUUUAGAAAGGGGGAUAAAGUAUGGUUAAGAUGGUUUACAGCAAGAAAACAAUUUUGGACUUUAGGUCUCAUACAAAAUAUAAUUGGUAACCGGAUGUUUGAAAUAUAUGUUAACGAUUACAAUGUUUUGUGCAAAAGGCACAUUGAUCAGAUUAUGAGGUAUACGGGGAGCACAAAAUUUGACAGCAAUGUAAGAAAAGGUGAGGACGAUGACAAGUAUACGUGGUUCACUUCGCCACCGCCCUCGGCAUCGCCGCCAUCUUCGCCACCGUUACCACUUGAUCCGCCUCCUUCUCCAGCGACUGUCACUCAGCGGUCGGAUUCAGUUUCCAGUCAAAUAGAAAGUGAGGAGUGUAACACAGAGUUACAGGUGGAAAAAGAGGCGGAGCAGAGUUCCGGUCCGGAUGUGGAACCUGCAUCCUCAUCCGUCGCGGAUAGCGCCCCCGCGCCGCCGCUACGGGUGGGCCCCACCUUGAGGCCUAGAACUAAGAAAAUAGACUAUACCUUGUAA
Messenger RNA from Cydia amplana, 4098 nucleotides. RefSeq lists its product as uncharacterized. Gene Ontology annotation, molecular function: nucleic acid binding; zinc ion binding. The coding region runs from base 1 to 4098 and encodes 1365 amino acids. The record is from RefSeq and is a predicted model, not a curated record. NCBI's taxonomy places the organism in Eukaryota, Metazoa, Arthropoda, Insecta, Lepidoptera, Tortricidae. Gene Ontology annotation, biological process: DNA integration. The transcript has a single exon.